UUUGAAAGUGAAUUUAACGUUAAUCAUUAUUGUGCAUGCAUUUAUUCUGAUAAGACAACUUUAUAAUAAUGUACCUACUAGCAUAAUAAACAGAUAAAAAUCUAAAAUUAGUUCUAUCUGUCUUAAAAAUCGAGACAACUGUAUGUAACUGUGAUCGGGCGAGGUUAAAAUGUUAAUAACAGUGAGAAAAAUAAUUUCACCUCUAUCUUAUUUAAGUAAAACCAUUUACCGGACUCUCUCUACAUCUGUAGUCGCUAAGGAAGAACAGAUUAAAAUCAAGGAUGGUGUUAUCAACUAUGUAAAAGUUGGUAAUGGAGCUCACCAUGCCUUAUUCUUGCCCGGAGCUCUUGGGACAAUAUGGAUCGGGGGAAAACCUCAAAUAGAGGGAUUCAAUCGAGAGAAAUACACACUUGUGGUUUGGGAUCCACCAGGCUAUGGCAAGAGUAGACCACCUGAAAAAAUAUUUAGUACUGAUUUCUACGAAAGGGACGCAGAUGCAGCUUUCGAAUUUAUGAAGGCUUUGAAAAUUCCGAAAUACUCUCUAUUGGGAUUCAGUGACGGUGGAAUCACCAGUUUGAUCCAUGCUGCUAAGUACCCAGAUGCAGUCAAUAAGCUAGUGGUCUGGGGUGUCAAUUCCUUUGUGUUACCUAAUGAAAUGGAAUCGUACAAGAAAAUUAGAGACAUCAAUUCCUGGUCAAAAAGGAUGAGAGAGCCUUUAGUUGAAAUAUAUGGAGAACUAUUAUUUGCCAAAUACUGGGCUGAAUGGGUUGAUGGAAUGGAAGCUCUAUACAAAACUAAGGAUGGCAAUAUCUGUGCUGAAAUGUUAAAAAAUAUAAAAUGCCCCACAUUUAUACUCUAUGGUCAAAAGGACCCCCUGGUGGACAGUGUGCAUGCUUCUCACUUGCAUACUCACAUUGAUGGCUCAAGGAUACAUCUGUACCCUGAAGGGAAACAUCAUAUUCACCUGCAGUAUGCUGAAGAUUUCAACCAAAGAGUGCAAGAGUUUCUAUCGAAACCAUAAUAGCAAUGAGGAAAUAAUGAGAUGUAACAUUUUGAGAACAUUAAUUAUUUGUAAUUAUGUAUAUGGUUAUGUAUUACAAUGAAAGUUGAUAUGAUUAUACUUUAACACGUUAAACGCCAGGGCGGGGGGUCAUCGAUGACCGACGGACGUUAGCGGAGGAUUUGCUUUCAACAGGUUUCUAAUGCCAGUCAAAGACUGAAUAUCCUGGGAAUCACACUAGUUUCUUUUUAUUCCAAAAAAGUAUAAUAUAAAAUAAAAAAAUAACUAAGUUGUACGGCUCGAUGCUUAAAUACACGCUUACUGUACCAAACGCAAAUAAUAAGUUUGUCGAAUGUUAAGUUACCCGUAGUGGACCUUGAGCUGUAGGGCCGAUGGUCGAAAUUAGCUUGAACCGCUCAAUUGUAAUUUUAUAUAUUAGUAAGUAUUUGUUUAUAGUACCUAUGUAUCGUUUAUUUAACUCGUACACAAUCACCUGAUAUCAAUCCCCAAAUUUUACAUAACAUAUAUAACAUAACAUGACGCCUUUUAUC
Spodoptera litura is the source of this 1551-nucleotide messenger RNA. Its product is annotated as serine hydrolase BPHL-like. Gene Ontology annotation, molecular function: serine hydrolase activity. Lineage: Eukaryota; Metazoa; Arthropoda; Insecta; Lepidoptera; Noctuidae. The record is from RefSeq and is a predicted model, not a curated record.